AUGGCAGAUGUUCUUCCACUGCACCGUGCACAGAACGACUUUACCAUGACAGCGACCCGAGCAGAUGCGCAAACCUGUUGUCAGAAGGACUUGCGUGACAUUGGCCAGACAUGUGUCCAGCUCCAAAAACGCAAUCUCAGAAAAGGUCGCCUUCUUUUCCGGGUCAUCCCUCCUCACUCAGAUGGGCAUGCUGCUGAUGUGCAGAGUUUGCAAGUCUACUUGGGCCCCCUGCAGUCAAGUGACCCUUCGCCUGAUCCCGAGACAUUCAGUGGAGAACCCAUCCGCGUUGAACCGCUAGCCGCCCGGGAGCACAAGAGCCUCCUGAUCGAAG
Durusdinium trenchii is the source of this 331-nucleotide messenger RNA. The record is from the annotation of a GenBank genome assembly. NCBI's taxonomy places the organism in Eukaryota, Dinophyceae, Suessiales, Symbiodiniaceae.